GUUUCUUCUGCCAGACCCAGUGCAAGCUUGGCUGAUGGCCUCGACGCGGCGGACGACCGGUCCUCUCGUCCCAAGAGGAGAGUGAUGCAGUCCGUCUUGCAGAUGCACGAGAGGUACAAAGCUGGAAGCCGAGGCGGUGAGGAUUUCCCGAAGGAUCCCGAGCAGCGGGCCGAGGCGAUGAAGGCUGCGUGUGGACGCACUAGGCACGAGGAGAUCAAGCUGAACGACAUCCGCAACUGCGUGGAAGAGCUUCAGAAGUAUGCCCAGGCGACCCGAGAAGGCUUCAUCGAGUCCAUUGGAGCGGAGAAGGUCUUCGUGAAAGAAUACAAGAACGCUGCUCAGAAGUUGGCCUACAUGGGAAAUACUGAGCUCUUUUGGAAGGACAUCCAGAAGGAGCACAAGAACGCCUUGACCUUCCUCACUGAUCUCGCAUCCAAAGUGGGUGAGGAUGCCAGAGAUCUUAAGGUCUACAAGAAGCUGGCGAAGAAGGCGAAGGCGACCGCGGGCGAGAGCGACUCAGGAGAAGGCGAAGACGACGAGGACGGGGAGGACGAGGAUGAAGACAGCGACGAAGGUUCAGGGGGCAAAGAGGACGAGGACAAAGAGGACAAGAAAGACGACGAGGGCCACCACCGGCAGCAUGGGCGUGGGUGA
Messenger RNA from Durusdinium trenchii, 654 nucleotides. Lineage: Eukaryota; Dinophyceae; Suessiales; Symbiodiniaceae. The record is from the annotation of a GenBank genome assembly.